Messenger RNA from Bactrocera tryoni, 5609 nucleotides. RefSeq lists its product as uncharacterized. The record is from RefSeq and is a predicted model, not a curated record. The transcript has 15 exons. Lineage: Eukaryota; Metazoa; Arthropoda; Insecta; Diptera; Tephritidae. The coding region runs from base 554 to 4780 and encodes 1408 amino acids.
GAAAUCUAAAAAAGUGAGCAUCUACUGGAUUACAAAAAUAAUAAUUAAAAAACAUUUGUGGAUUUUAUAAAAGCCUCGAAGCGAAAACUAUACAGGGUUCCUGUUGAUACUCCAGUAGUGUAACAUCACUUGAAGACGACUGUUGAAUACUAUUUUACAGCAAUUCUGCUUGUCAGGUGUACAAAAAUGAAAAAAAUAUUAAAACGGCGUAACUUCAAUUAGCGCAAUUUCCAUUCAAUCAGAACACAACAACCACAAGGUCCAUCGAUGGCUGGGCGUAUACUGCAGUCUUGAAGCACACACCAAACGGUCGAAACAAAGUGCAAAGUGUGAAAAAGCGCACAGAAAUAAUUUUGCUCACGCUUGAGUAGUGAAAUAGUUUUUUUCUUGUUUUUGUAACAAAAAAGUAAAUGCAAACAAAUAACAGGUAACGGCACGUGGAAAAUACACAUAAAAUAUUUAACUAAAAAAUUUGGAAAAUAACCUCUUAAACAAACAACAAGUUAGUAAUAAUAAAAACAGAACAAUAACAACAACCACAGCAGCAGCAACAAUGAAUGCGGCGCACAGCAAUAAUCGCCGCCGGCAACGGCAUAAGUCAGCAGGCGUAAUGGCCACACCAUCCGCAACAAUCGUUUCCACCGCCGCGGCAUUAUACGUUUGCCUGCAUAUCUGCUGUCUACUGCAGCUGGGCGAGGCACAUGUGGCGCUCACCUAUCCACCUGCGCGCAAAUAUGAUUUGGACUUUUUGGAUAACUCACGUACGAAGGGACCGUGUGGCAUGCCGAAAGGCACAAUACGUACUUCCUUACUAUCCGGUUCAAAAUUUAAUGCCACUUGGCACUUAGCAUACCCGCAUAAGGGCGGCUUCCGGCUGCAAUUACUCGACGCACUCGACCGCCCAGUGCUGGACCUAACACCGCACGUCAAUGGUGGCGAAUUCGUGCGCACCGACGUUACGGCCCAGUCCUUUCAGGUGAGCAUACCCAAAGAUUUUGAGUGCUUGAACUGCACACUGCGCCUAUUGCGUCAAGCUGAUGAAUGGUCGGAUGGUUAUCGUUUUUGGUCUUGCGCCGAUGUUGAUAUAAAGAAUCGCAAAGACUUUCGUGAGACUUGUUCGGGCAAUGGCAAAUAUUUCCCUUCACGUUGUAAAUGUGACAAGAACUUUUAUGGCCCGCAGUGUCAAUACAAAGAUGAGUGCACCAGCAAUCAGGACUGUGGUAAUCAAGGCAAAUGUAUCGAUCUUGCCGGUACAUCGCUGCCACGUAAACAGUGUUAUUGUAAUUUUGGUUGGCAUGGCAUCGGCUGUAAUAAGAAAUCACCCUUUAGGACUACUGAUUUAGAUAUGUCGGCCUAUUCAAUGAAACAAUUAUCGCCAGAUUAUCAAAUGUAUUGGCGUUUGUUAGAAGAGCAUAAGGAAAUUGAGGUUGUACUCAAAGUAAAUGGCACUUCUUGGGUAGGUUUGGGUUGGCGUCCCAAUUCACUUAACGCCGAGUGCAAAAAUUUCCCGCUCAUACGUGACAUUGGAGAUUUGAAAACCACGUUGACCGCAAGCGAACCAAGUGCUGAACCAGAACCCGAACCGAGCGCUGAACCCGAACCCAAAGCAGAACCAGAGCCAUCAGCAGAACCGGAACCGAAAGCGGAGCCUGAACCAUCUGCCGAACCAGAACCGUCAGCGGAACCUGAACCUAAAGCAGAACCAGAGCCAUCAGCGGAACCUGAGCCUACGUCGACGCCAGAACCAAAAUCUGAACCCGAACCUGUCGCGGAACCGGCACCGGAACCUACUGCUGAACCGGAGCCAAGCGCCGAACCAGAGCCAGCUGCAUCCACGAAAUCCAAACGCGUGGCUAAGCAUGAGGAUGAUCAACUACAGAGUAUGGAGGGCGUUACAUCGGUUGCGACAAGUGUGUCAUAUCGCGUGAGUUCCUCAGCAGGGCGCAGACGACGUCAAGCUCCAGAAACGAGCACUGAAAACGUACCAAAAUCUGAACCCGAACCAACAGCUGCACCAGAACCGAAAGCGGAACCGGAGCCUUCGGCUGAGCCUGAGCCUUCUGCUGAACCCGAACCUUCUGCUGAACCCGAGCCCAGCGCAGAACCUGAGCCAAAAGCGGAGCCCGAACCAAAAGCAGAACCCGAGCCAAAGGCAGAGCCUGAACCCAGCGCUGAGCCAGAACCGAAGUCAGAGCCGGAACCUAGCGCAGAACCAGAGCCAAAAGCAGAACCGGAACCAAAAUCAGAGCCAGAGCCAAGCGCCGAACCUGAGCCGUCAGCUAAACCAGCACCAUUCUCAAUACCUGAACCAUCUGCUGAACCAGAGCCGUCCGCAGAACCGGAACCGAAAUCAGAGCCAGAACCAAAACCCGAGCCAUCAGCUGAAUCGGAACUACAUACCAAACAAGCUAUUACCAAAAGUGAACCUAAAUUGAGACUGAAUCCAUAUACACCGAAAUUCGAUUUCAAUCCUAUGGAUUGUACAGAUAUAGUUAUUGGCUCGGCACGCGGCAUGGCUAGCAGGGUUGGCGAUUACUAUACACGUGAUCGUUCCACACCACGCAAGGACGAAUUUUACGGUGGCAAAUCCGAUCUUUCACUCGGCACGGGUUUUGAAGAAAAUGGUGUAACCACAAUAAUCUUCCGCAAGAAACUCGUAGCCACAGAGCCAACAGAUCAUACUUUGGACGACGCUUUGACACAUGUCAUCUGGGCAAAGGGCCAAGAACCCGGUCAAUAUGUGCACGUACCAGCUUCAGGCAUCGAAACAGAAGCUGCGUCCGUGAAAGACUUCUAUCAACCUGACGAGCUCAAGUAUCACGGACACAAAAUGCAACGUGGUGUCACACAGCUGAAUUUCUUCGAAAAAGAGAAAGCUGCCACUAUUGAUGGCGUAACGGAGGCCUCCACCAAUUUGUUGGACAACGACUGCAUGGGACAUUGGAAAUAUCCAAGCAAUUGUUCGCCUGAAAAUCACACUUGCGAAUAUUAUGCUCAAUGGGAAACGGUGGGACGCGGUGAUGUGAUGCGUUGGCACAUCGAGACUUCGAACACAAAGACUUGGACCGGCAUUGGCUUUAGCGAUGAUGAGAAAAUGUCGCAAACCGAUGCCAUUAUCGGUUGGGUGGAUCGCAAUGGACGUCCCUUCUUAAUGGAUACAUGGAUUAAUGGUUACGGUGCCCCAAAACUGGAUGUACGACAAGAUAUUAUCGGCACACCGUCCGGGCGCAUUGAGUACGGCGUGACUAUUUUGGAAUUCGAUCGUAAGCGUGUUAGCAAUGAUGAGCAGGACUUAUCGUUCACCGAUGAUCACUGCCUGUAUUUAUUCUUCCCUGUGCUCGGUGGAGCAUUCCAUGCUGUAAACAAGAAAAUGGCCAAGCACGAACGUACGCCGACCAUUUCGUCUACACGUGUCUGCAUUAAGUCCUGCGGCAAAGAACUGGAGAGUAUUAUGAACACAGCAACACCAGCUCCUGAUCGCCUUGUAUAUGCUGUCGGCGUGAAACUCAUGAAACUUGCUGAAUCUUUCGAGGCACCACAACCUGGUACAGUGGAGUUCAAUAACUUGGCCGCUACUAUUUCAGACUCUUUUAAUGGUGUGCUAAAUAGUAUACCAGGUUACUAUAAGACGGAGAUUGUCGGCUUUGAAAAACAAGGCACAACAAUGGUGGCCAAAUUGCAGGCGAUGUUCGAUCGAGCCGAUUAUGAGAAAGGACAUGCUUUGGCAACAAACACCGUUGGCGCGGAUAAUAGCGAAGCUGCUAAAAGCGGUGACAUCGUAAAAGCGGCGUUGCAGGAUAAAAUUGCCACCGGUAAAGUGGGCUCACUUACCGUAGAUCCACAAUUUUUGGACUUCAAGGCGUUAGAAUACAAAGUCGCCGACAAAAGCGAGGACACGCUGCUCUCAUUCUUUGAGCUCUCCGAAGUGCGCUUGUACAUAGUGCUCGGCCUAAUCGCCGCUUUGGUGUUUAUUGCCUUGGUACAAGCGAUUUGCACCAUCUGCAAGACAUCGCGCAAAAACAAAGCACAAAAGGAUAAACUCAUACAAAACUCGCCCUGGAAGGAGUUCGCCUCGAACACCAACUACGCCUUCGACCCUUACGGAGAGACGGAAGAGAAAACUCUCACCACAUCCACCACAGUUGGCGCCUCGGGCAAAGAGAAGUCCCGCCACCGCGCCUCCAACUCAAACAAUCAACCACAAACCGCGCUGCCCAUGUCCCACUCACCCACUAGCAAAUCGCAACUCUACUACGAAGGCGCCAACGGACACGGCGCUAACGGUGAUCACCGCUCGCGCAGUCGCAAUCACUACGAGAACGGCACGCACGACUACCGCAGCAAUGGACGGGCGCAACGCAGCACCGGCAAUAUCGCCGCCGCCACCGCCGCGUCCGCAGCCAAUGAGAACGGUCAUUACGAUCGUUACGAACGCGAACGCAGCAAUGAACGUGGCUACUCGCGCAGCUCAUACGCCGAGCGCGCUUACUCGCUGCCGCGUCAACAGGCGCAACAACAGCAGCACGCCAAUAUGCAGCCAUCCGGCUACUACACGCAAGAGCGCCGCGGCCAUCGACCCACAACAACGGCGGCGCAUGCAGCGCGCGACGAGCGCAACGGUCGCCACUACCGCGACGGUUCGCGUACACGCGAAGAUCCGCGCAUGAGUUCGAGCGGCGGCGCCGACACACCCGACUUCUACUUCAUGCCAUCGCAGCGCAAGUACUCGGGCGAAGUGGUGCGCGUGUAUGUGGACUACAAUAAGGACCCCAACAAUUGAGGUGCGCCGUGGUGCGUGCGGAUUGGAUGUUGUUGGCGGUGUAAUUUCAAAGCUAAAUGUAUGAAUGUAGAUAUUUAUGUGCAGCACAGCAGUUGAUUGGGUUAAAUAGUAAGCCAAAUGCCAAGCGUUGGACUGCCGCUGCAACUUGAAAGCGUUUAUUGUAGAGUCGCGCAUGCGCAGUCUAGCAAACAGUCCACUGCAACCACAAAUAAUUUAGUCAAGAGCAAAACAAUACAAAUAAUUAUGGCGAUUUCCAACCGUUAACGGUUGUGUUCAUCGAUAUCUGUACAUGCGCUUGUGUACAUUGCUAUCGAUGUAGUCGGUGCGUUGGGGGUAUUCAAGUAGCACAAGCAAUACCUCAGGCGAAAUGCGUAAACCUGGAAGCAGCGAGUUAUUUAUGAAAUAAACAAUGAAUAGUAUGCAAAUAAGUACAAUUUUAGAAAGAUAAAAGGAAAGUUAUUUAUUUAAAAUUAUUAUCAGGGUAUUCAUAUUGAGCGUACAAGGAAAUUAAUUAAGAGCUUAAAUAAAAUUAAAAAAAAAAAUCAAUUGAAAGCACAGCUGGAAAACAAAUAGAAAAUGCAUGAAAUAACUGUGCUUUUUUAUUUUGUAUUUUUUGUUUAUUAAAUUGUUCAUCGUGAAUACCCACAGUAAGCACAUAUUCACUUAUACCUUAAAAACCAACAGCAAAGUAACUGAAAGUGAGCGAGUUUUUUACGUGUUAGAAAGUAAAAGCGUCAGUAGUCAUUCUCUCCUUAAAACAUUAUUAAAAAAUAAAUAUAAAAAUAAUAUUAAUAAUAAAAUAAUACAACAAUAUUUUCGAAAUGUAUGU